UCAGCCCCUACAACCACCACUACCACUACAACCAUCACUACCACUACAACCACCACUACAACUGCCCCUACAACCACCCCUACAACUGCCCCUACAACCACCACUACAACUGCCCCUACAACCACCACUACAACUGCCCCUACAACCACCACUACAACUGCCCCUACAACCACCCCUACAACCACCCCUACAACUGCCCCUACAACUGCCCCUACAACCACCCCUACAACUGCCCCUACAACUGCCCCUACAACAACCACUACAACCGCCCCUACAACAACCACUACAACUGCCCCUACAACAGGCCCUACAACAACCACUACAACUGCCCCUACAACCACCACUACAACUGCCCCUACAACCACCCUACAACCACCCCUACAACUGCCCCUACAACAACCACUACAACCGCCCCUACAACCGCCCCUACAACCACCCCUACAACACUACAACUGCCCUACAACAACCACUACAACCGCCCCUACAACCGCCCUACAACAACCACUACAACCGCCCCUACAACCGCCCCUACAACAACCACUACAACCGCCCCUACAACCGCCCCUACAACCACCCCUACCACUGCCCCUACAACAACCACUACAACCGCCCCUACAACCGCCCCUACAACCGCCCCUACCACUGCCCCUACAACAACCACUACAACCGCCCCUCCAACCGCCCCUACCACUGCCCCUACAACAACCACUACAACCGCCCCUACAACCGCCCCUACAACCGCCCCUACCACUGCCCUACAACAACCACUACAACCGCCCCUACAACCGCCCCUACAACCGCCUCUACAACAACCACUACAACUGCCUCUACAACCGCCCUACCACUGCCCCUACAACAACCACUACAACCGCCCCUACAACCGCCCCUACAACAACCACCACUACUGCCCCUACAACCACCACAACUGCCCCUACAACCACCACAACUGCCCCUACAACAGCAUGUACAUACCUACAGUGCCUUCGGAAAGUAUUCAGACCCCUUGACAUUUUCCACAUUUUGUUACGUUACAGCCUUAUUCUAAAAAAAAAAAAAUUCUCCCUCAAUCAACCCCAUAAUGACAAAGCAAAAACAGGUUUUUGGACAUUUUUAAAUAAAAAACGGAAAUAUCAUAUUUACAUAAGUAUUCAGACCCUUAGUACUUUGAAGCACCUUUGGCAGCAAUUACAGCCUUGAGUCUUCUUUGUUAUGACGGUACAAGCUUUGCACACCUGUAUUUGGGAAGUUUCUCCCAUUCUUUGCAGAUCCUCUCAAGCUCUGUCAGGUUGCUGCUAUUUUUAGGUCUCUCCAGAGAUGUUCGAUCAGGUUCAAGUCCAGGCUCGGAUGGGUCACUCAAGGGCAUUCAGAGUCUUGUCCCGAAGUCACUCCUGUGUUGUCUUGGCUGUGUGCUUAGGGUCAUUGUUCUGUUGGAAGGUGAACCUUAGUCCCAGUCUGAGGUCCUGAGCGUUCUGGAGCAGGUUUUCAUCAAGGAUCUCUCUGUACCUUGCUCCGUUCAUCUUUCUCUCCAUGUCUCCCAGUCCCUGCCGCUGAAAAACAUCCCCACAGCAUGAUGCUGCCACCACCAUGCUUCACCGUAGGGAUGGUGCCAGGAUUCCUCCAGACAUGAUACUUGGCAUUCAGGCCAAAGAGUUCAACCUUGGUUUCAUCAGAGCAGAGAAUCUUGUUUCUCAUGAUCUGAAAGUCUUUAGGUGCCUUUUGGCAAACUCCAAGAGGGCUGUCAUAUGCCCUUUACUAAGGAAUGGCUUCCGUCUGGCCACUCUACCAUAAAGGCCUGAUUGAUGGAGUACUGCAGAGAUGCUUGUCCUUCUGGAAGUUUCUCCCGUUCCACAGAGGAACUCUGGAGCUCUGUCAGAGUGACAAUCCGGUUCUUGGUCACCACCCUGACCAAGGCCCUUCUCCCCCGAUAGCUCAAUUUGUCCAGGCAGCCGGCUCUAGGAAGAGUAUUGGUGGUUCCAAACUUCUUCCAUUUAAGAACGAUGGAGGCCAGUGUGUUCUUGGGGACCUUCAAUGCUGCUGAAAUGUUUUGGUACCCAUCCCCAGAUCUGUGCCUCGACACAAUCCUGUCUCGGCGCUCUACGGACAAUUCCUUCGACCUCAUGGCUUGGUUUUUUGCUCUUACAUGCACUGUCAACUGUGGGACCUUAUAUAGACAGGUGUGUGCCUUUCCAAAUCUUGUCCAAUCAAUUGAAUUUACCACAAGUUGGCUCCAAUCAAGUUGUAGAAACAUCUCAAGGAUGAUCAUUGGAAACAGGAUGCACUUGAGCUCUAUUUCGAUGUCAUAGCAAAGGGUCUGAAUACUUAUGUAAAUGAAGUGUUUCUGUUUUUUGAAAACCUGUUUUCACUUUGUCAUUAUGGGGUAUUGUGUGUAGAUUGCUGAGGGGAAAACAUGUAUUUAAUAAAUUUUGAAAUAAGGCUGUAACAUAACGUGGAAAAGGUCAAGGUGUCUGAAUACUUUCCGAAGGCACUGUAUAGACUAACUUGUGCUUAUGGCUACAACUUAAUGUGAAUCUUUACUUUCGUAACAUAUCUGAUGACUGAAUUAUUCCCUUUUAUUUGUCUCUCAAAUGU
Molecule: messenger RNA, 2589 nt
Organism: Oncorhynchus nerka (sockeye salmon)
Lineage: Eukaryota; Metazoa; Chordata; Actinopteri; Salmoniformes; Salmonidae
Product: mucin-2-like
Exons: 1
Source: RefSeq, a predicted model, not a curated record